CCAAACAACAAAGGAUGGAAAGUAAGAUGACGCUGGGUAGCACUUGCAGACGUAAUCACAACAUGCGCCUUACCUUAUCUCACGCGCAUGAAUGAUAAAACAAAGAACGAGAUCUAUCCGUCCCUCUCGUACCAUUCAUUCAUUAUAGUUGAGAGACUCUCUCUGCAUGCAUCUUUCUUUCUCUCUUAAUCUCCACUAUUUGUCAGUAUUUAAGCUUUUUUUAAAAUAAAAACGAUCAGAGUGUCCAAUCUCUCUUAUCGUUUCUUCAAAAGUUUCUAAUUAUUUCAUUCUCAGUUUUCUCUCUUAAAUCUCAUAGACAAUCUUCUUUCGCAUCUCUCUCCCUCUCUGCAAUGAAGAAAAUUGUGUUAAAGUUGGAUCUGCAUGAUGAUGAUAAGGCAAAACACAAGGCCCUUAAAACAGUUUCUACUCUCCCAGGAAUCGAUUCGAUUGCAAUGGAUAUGAAGGAGAAGAAACUAACCGUGAUCGGAACCGUGGAUCCAAUAAAUGUAGUAAGUAAGCUAAGAAAGUAUUGGCCGAUGACUGAUAUCAUACUAGUGGGACCUGCCAAAGAGCCAGAAAAGGAGAAGAAGGAAGAGCCAAAGAAGGAAGGUGGUGGCGAGCAGCCGAAGAAAGAAGGGGAAGCUCCAAAGGAAGAAGGGAAAAAGGAAGGAGAAGCGCCAAAGAAAGAAGAAGAAAAGAAAGAAGGCAGUGAUAAGAAGGAAGGAGAGAAGAAAGAUCAACCACAACCGCAGCCACAGCCUCAGCCACAACCGCCACCACCAGAUCAUGUGUUGGAGCUUGUGAAGGCAUAUAAAGCAUAUAAUCCUCAUUUAACAACUUAUUACUACGCCCCAAGCAUGGAAGAGAACCCUAACGCUUGCGUUAUAUGUUGAAAAAAAACAUGUAUAAUAAUAUAAUAUAACUCGAAAAAUGUGAAAGAGAUGGACAGAUCUAUGAUGAGGAAUAAGAAUAAGAACCAGAGCAUAUAUCUUAGUCGUCUAAGAUAUAUCAUUUGGAUUAGAUGGGAUAUGUUCUUUUUUUCCUUGAUAAUGCGGGGCGAGUUCAUUUGUUUAAACCGAUUUUGAUGAUAUGUUUUGAGUAUA
Messenger RNA from Brassica oleracea var. oleracea, 1103 nucleotides. RefSeq names its product pinin-like. Gene Ontology annotation, molecular function: metal ion binding. Bases 351 to 893 code for a protein of 180 amino acids. The record is from RefSeq and is a predicted model, not a curated record. Lineage: Eukaryota; Viridiplantae; Streptophyta; Magnoliopsida; Brassicales; Brassicaceae. The transcript is spliced from 3 exons.